Amoebophrya sp. A120 is the source of this 736-nucleotide messenger RNA. NCBI's taxonomy places the organism in Eukaryota, Dinophyceae, Syndiniales, Amoebophryaceae. The record is from the annotation of a GenBank genome assembly.
AUGGCGAAAAACCGACAGGACCCGUUCCACUACCACGAAUGUCAGCUGCCCGGGGAAGUGCGGGGGGCGCUGCAGGACCUGGAGUUACUGGAGCCCGCGGCGGACGGUACGGCUCCCACCGAGCUGCCCGACGUGCGACGCGUCCUCCGCACCAUCGACGAGUUCGCACGCGUCCCCGGGGCCUUUCUAAGCAUUGCAAAUAAACUGUCGCACUACUAUCACUAUGUAUAAGUUAUCGCAUGACAAAUUUUUCCAACAGGAAGAAUGUAAUCUGUCACGCAGCUUCAGGUAAAAAACUAGUCUAGAUCAUCGGUAAUGCAAGAAGACUAGCACCAUUUGAUAUGAGUGCGAUAAUUUUGCACAGGAUGCUUCCAAUUUUGGGACCAUUUCACUGCGGGGGAUCAGGUCCGGAUAUACUUGAACGACAAAACCAGACCGAAUUGCCUUGGCUAUUUCCGUGGCAUCCUCGACUACGUUUUCAGUCGAGACAAGGACGGCAAGAAGCGAAAAUAUUGGCAAGUCAAAGUGCCCGGCUGCAGCAGCCUCAAGACGGCAGGGAAAAAAUCAUCUUCCAGCAGUAGUUCUGCUGUCGAAGUGGGCGAAACCGAAACCACGAAGAAGCAGGAACUGCAGGUCCAACAAGAACACCAGACUGCUGUUGCUGGAGCAGAGAACAAGGCGGCAGCUACGCCCCCUGCAAUCGAGGCCGCGGCUAACAUCCGGCAGAAAGACCUGG